UCAAUUUACACAUCGGUUCCAAAUUCUCUUUCACGUUACAGAAAAGGAAGUGACCCCUCGGAAGAUCGCGUUGGAUCCGAAAAUGGGGUGCGCGGUUUCCAGACGUAGAACGGACCAGUUCCAAGAACGAGAUCCGUUCCCAGUUCGGUGCAGAUAAUUCGUUGAGAACCUACCUUCACGUAUCAAGAAAAGGAAACGGGAAAAAACGCAAAAGGGUUGGCAGAUCUUUUGGCCUUUUUCUCUCGACUUUCCCGUAUGACGCGGGACCAUCAUUGUUUCUCUUCUUCCCCGCAAGAAAAAGGAGCUCCAAGGGGGACUUGCACAGUCAAAAGUGGAAAUUAUCUCCCCCCAUCUCAGCCUUUCUUGUUUUUUGGUUUCGCAACAAGGAAAUAAUCGUUUUUUUGGGUCCUCCAGAUCACUGUCCUUUUCUUGUUUUUUGUCACGCUGCGUUGAGUGGGAAAAGGGUCAUGGUGAUCAAGAACUGAGGACCCUGCUGUCAAACUGGAGUUUGCUGAUGGCGUGCAUGAAGCUGGGAUCGAAGUCUGAAGUGUUUCACCUCGAUGGCAAUACCUGGGUUAGCUCAACCGGGCUUCCAAGUGAUGUCACCGUUGAAGUCGGAGAUAUGUACUUCCAUCUACACAAGUUUCCGUUGCUGUCUAGAAGUGGGGUACUAGAAAGCCUCAUAGGAGAAGCUUCAGGUAAGGAUGAGCAAAACUGCACAUUGCAACUUCAUGACGUUCCUGGUGGCACCAAUGCUUUUCUUCUCGUGGCCAAGUUCUGUUAUGGUGUCAAAAUCGAGCUCACUGCAGCAAAUGUUGUAAGCGUCCGAUGUGCAGCCGAGCAUCUCCAAAUGACUGAAGACUACGGAGAGGAAAAUCUCAUCAUGCAGACAGAAAAGUUCCUGAAUGAGAUCUUUGGCAACUGGACCGACUCAAUCAAGGCUCUCGAGACCUGUGAAGAGGUUCUACCUCGCGCAGAAGAGAUCCAUAUCGUAUCGAGAUGCAUCACUUCCUUGGCAAUGAAAGCUUGUGCGGACCUUAGUCUGUUUAGUUGGCCUGUAUCAGGAGAUAGUGAUGUGAAGAGUCCAAUAGGUACCAUAUUUUGGAAUGGAAUCCGCACGGCUUCCAAAUCACGCACCUUAAAUGAGGACUGGUGGUACGAGGAUGUCUCCUACCUGAGAUUGCCAUUAUAUAAACGGUUAAUCACUGCUAUCGGAUUAAGAGGCAUGAAGCCCGAGAAAGUUGCUGGGUCGAUAAUGCAUUAUACAAAGAGGCAUCUCCCAUUGAUGGGCAGGCAUUCAAGCUUCGAUGGUGGCGAGUUCCCUGCAUCGGGGUCAACCAUUUCUUCCUUAUCUGAUGAUGAUCAACGAAAUCUUCUUGAAGAGAUAGUGGAGUUACUCCCAGAUCAGAAGGGCGUGACUCCCACUACAUUCUUUCUCAGGCUUCUUCGAACAUCCAUGAUCUUACAGGCCAGUCCGAUGUGUAAAGAGAAGCUAGAGAAGUGCGUCGGGUCGCAGUUGGAUCAAGCUGUGCUCGAGGACCUCCUUAUUCCCAAUGUGAGCCAUUCGAUGGAGACUCUUUACGAUAUCGAGUGCAUUCAACGGAUUCUUGAUCAUUUCAUGGUGGUAGACCGCGCUACAUCUGAUCCCAUCUCAAGCUGUGUACCAGACGAGGGGCAACUGAUGGGAGGUGCUCACUCUCUGACUCCGAUGACAAUGGUGGCCAACUUGGUGGAUGGGUAUCUUGCGGAGGUGGGAACAGAUGUUAACUUGAAGCUGCCAAAAUUUGAGGCACUUGCUGCAGUUAUCCCUGAUUAUGCCAGGCCGCUAGAUGACGGUAUAUACCGCGCAAUUGACAUAUAUCUCAAGGCCCACCCCUGGCUCACAGAUUCUGAGCGAGAACAGAUAUGCAGGCUCAUGAAUUGCCAGAAGCUCUCCAUGGACGCCUGCACUCAUGCUGCGCAGAAUGAAAGGCUUCCUCUCCGAGUAAUUGUCCAAGUCCUGUUCUUUGAGCAACUACGCCUCCGAACAUCUAUUUCCGGAUGGUUCUUCGUGUCUGACAAUCUCGAGAGCUCACAAAACCUGAGCACGAAUGUCGCACUAGCCCGAACAAACGGGCCAGGUCAAGGAAGCAAUUUACAGAACCAAAUUGUCGCAUUCGACGAGAUGAAGGAGCGUGUGUAUGAGCUCGAGAAAGAGUGCUUGAACAUGAAAGAAGAGCUUCAAAAGGUGCUGAGGCAUAAAAGGGGUUGGAACGUUUUCUUCAAGAGACUUGGUUUCGGAUUUAGGUCGAAGACUAGCGACCCAAAAGACACCAAACCACCGCAGGAUGCAAGGGACUCAGCAGCACCACCAAAAGAUCCGCUGGAGAACGGAAGGACGAACCACAAUAAUGGCGAAUUAGGAGAUUCGAAAUGAACUGCUGAAGAGAUGUUCAGUGUCUAAAUAAUGGUUGUCCAUUGAUCUUUUAGCAUUAGCUAGUAAUGACUUGUGGAUCCUGGUGUACUCUCCUUCUUCAGGCAGAUUAUAGACAUUUCUUCUCUAGUUUGAUGCAUGAUCCUACUAUUCUGCAAUGGAAAAAUCAGAUUCUUAAGGCCAGUUUUAAGUCAAUGUUGAUUGAUCUGCUUCAUUCCAUCCAUCAGGACUAAUGUUAUUUCAAAAUUAUAUCAAA
This is a messenger RNA of Eucalyptus grandis, 2669 nucleotides long. Its product is annotated as BTB/POZ domain-containing protein At5g03250. The record is from RefSeq and is a predicted model, not a curated record. Gene Ontology annotation, molecular function: protein binding. The coding region runs from base 515 to 2416 and encodes 633 amino acids. The transcript is spliced from 4 exons. NCBI's taxonomy places the organism in Eukaryota, Viridiplantae, Streptophyta, Magnoliopsida, Myrtales, Myrtaceae.